AUGGAACAACAUAUAUGCUUCGACGUGCGCGGCAAACAUCUCACAGAAGCCCGUCACUGGUCCGCGCCAGAAGUUUUCGGUCCACGAGCACAUUUCUCCGUCGCCGCACCCACAGCCGCCUUAGUAGUCCGUGACGUCAAACGUCGUGACGAGGGCGUGUAUAGAUGCCGAGUCGACUUUAGAAACACACAAACCACCAGUUUUAGAUAUAAUCUUACUGUUGUUGUGCCACCAGAAAAACCAGUAGUGGUGGAUCGGUGGGGACGCGUGAUCAACACCACUACCCUCGGGCCUCAUGAAGAGGGCGAUGAUGUGCUGCUUACAUGCCGAGUACUUGGAGGUCGUCCAGAACCCCAAGUGCGGUGGCUGGUGAACGGUGUCCUAGUCGACGAAGAGUACGAACACAACACGGGUGAUGUCAUAGAGAACCGGCUUCUGUGGCCGCAAAUCAGUCGCGGUGAUUAUGCUGCUGUCUUUACCUGUCAGGCCGCUAAUUCACUUCUGGUGCCUCCUAAGGAGGUAUCCUUGGUACUGGAUAUGUUUUUAAAACCACUAACAGUGGAAAUCAACAAGCCGACAGAGACAGGCGAUAAUGGUGUACUCACGGCCGAACGCCGAUAUGAGGUCACCUGUGAAUCUGCUGGAAGUAGACCGCCAGCUGUUAUCACCUGGUACAAGGGGAAAAGGCAGCUGAAGAGAAUCACUGAGGAACUUCGCGACAACAUGACAGUCAGUGUGAUGAGCUUCGUGCCAACCCUAGAUGAUGACGGAAAAGCUAUUAUCUGCAAGGCUGAGAACCCCAACGUGACACUGCUCUACCUCGAAACUUCGUGGACUAUUAGUGUUGUUUAUCCUCCAGUAGUAUGGCUGCGCCUGGGCAGCUCACUCGCAGCGAGCGACAUCAAGGAAGGCGACGACGUGUACUUCGAGUGUCAUGUCCGUGCCAAUCCACCUGCCAGGAAGCUGUCGUGGUUACAUGAUGAUCGGCCACUCGCGCACAACGCUACAGCUCGCGUGUUCCACAGCAACCAGAGCUUGGUGCUACAGAAGGUGACCCGACACAGCAGUGGCAGAUACGCCUGCUCCGCUCUCAAUGCUGAGGGGGAAACAGUUUCUAAUGAACUGCACUUUAGAGUUAAAUAUGCUCCAUCAUGUCGUGCGGGCGGCGUAUCUGUGGUAGGCGCAGCGCGAGGAGAGUCUGUCGUGAUAGUUUGCGAGGUGGACGCCGAUCCUCCUGCAGCAGUUUUCAAAUGGAAAUUCAAUAACUCCGGUGAAACAAUUGAUGUUGCUGCUGACAGAUAUACCUCUAACGGCAGCGCUUCUAGUCUUAAGUACACUCCAGUAGCAGAUUUAGACUACGGGACACUUUCCUGUUCUGCAUCCAAUGAGGUCGGCACGCAAGUAGCGCCGUGUGUUUUUCAGAUGGUCGCUGCGGGCAAACCACACGCACCUCGCAACUGCACUCUGUGGAAUCAAACUUCAGAUUCUGUAGAAGUAUCUUGCGUUCCUGGCUUCGACGGAGGCUUGCCGCAGAGGUUUCUACUGGAGGUCUACUCUGGUAAAGAAAAAUACCCCAGAUUUAACCUAUCGUCGGAAGAGCCUACCUGGACAGUGCGAGGUCUGGAAUGGGACGUCAGGUUCAGACUGGCGGCGGUGGCAGUCAAUAGCAAGGGACGGUCGCCCCCUGCGCGACUUGCUGAUGUUCUGUUCAGGGACCCUGAAAAACGAACUGCUUCGGAAGCACCACUUGGUGUUGGUGGCCUUGUCGGCGCAAUGGCUGCCGGGCUAGGCGCGAUUUGCGCUCUUGUAGCGGGCGCAUGCGCGGCCUCGCUGCGUAGGCGCCGACGCGCGCCACACGGCAAGCCACCGCCAGCGCCGCUUGUACAGCGGGAUGUGCCCAAAGUGCCCGAGCAUGAUGAUGCUGAACCCGAUCUCAUCCCUAACAACUACUGUGAAGCAACAAACGCUCCCAGUGUGGCAGUAUCGUCGCCUGGAAGAACGGCGCCUGCGCCUCUCACCACUCCAGCAUGCAACGGCCCUGGUGCAUCUUGGACUUGGAGUUCCAGGCCUCGCGACCUGGGCGUCGGUGCGGAAGCCCCCAGGGCCCUCAGCAUAGGCCGCAGCGCUUCUGCCACACUUCGAGCUGCUGCCGACCUAAAUGUGGACGCCAUUAAAGAGAAACUACUCGACCACCGAAUCCCGGAGUCCUGCGUUUAGUGGCUUAGUUUAAAUGUUAGUCUAAUUUUUAAUUGUGUGACUGACUGUAUGGUAUUUUGAAAUGGUAAGAUAAAUGCUGCUGACAGAAUGCUUAGGUAAAGUGUCUUUACGAAAUCGAAUUAAGCUUUGACGACAAAGUGAAAGGAUGUUAGGAAAGAAAAUAUGCUUAAAACAUAAUAUAAUAGGACCAAGAAGGGCAACUCAAAAUGCCUACACUUCGCUCAGAGUGUAGGGUUGUCACAUGUUUAUUUCAGUUAUACACAAUUUUUACA
Messenger RNA from Hyposmocoma kahamanoa, 2489 nucleotides. RefSeq names its product nephrin-like (gene side-II). The record is from RefSeq and is a predicted model, not a curated record. The coding region runs from base 1 to 2217 and encodes 738 amino acids. Gene Ontology annotation, molecular function: protein binding. The transcript has 15 exons. Lineage: Eukaryota; Metazoa; Arthropoda; Insecta; Lepidoptera; Cosmopterigidae.